GCAGCUCUCUGGUACAGAACCGCGGAGGAGGGCGCGUUACAGAAGGACAUUCAGGUUUCAUUGAUGCACGCUACGCCAGAAACAUUUGCAAAAAAGAACGAGAGGGAACUUUCGACGCACCACUAGUCCGUCUUCACGCUCUAUCUCCAGAUUAAGAAGGGUUCAAUCGCUGUCCAUCUGAAGAGCCAUGUCACUUGUUGAAGAAUACGAGGAAGGGGAGUAUGGGAGAGCGCCGAAGCGACUGAAGACGGCAGAGGUGGAGGAGGGCGAGGAGCUGGAGGAGGGAGAGGACUCAGACGCGGAGUCUGCAGGGCUGCUCGGAGAUGUAGAGAAUGUAGGAGCCGAGAAAAAAGCCCUGUGGACCACAACGAAAUACGGACCUGCAAGACGGGACAGUGGGGAGGACUCCCACAGGAUUGCCCAGUCCCCAGUGGUCCAUGUCAGGGGGCUGUGUGAGGCUGUGGUAGAGGCUGACCUGGUGGAGGCCCUGGAGAAGUUUGGACCCAUAUGCUAUGUGAUGAUGAUGCCCUUUAAGCGGCAGGCGCUGGUGGAGUUUGAGAUGGUGGAGAGUGCUGAUAAGUGUGUGGCGUGUGGGAGUAGCGAGGCCGUCUACAUCGCAGGCCAGCAGGCCUUCUUCAACUAUUCCACCAGCAAGAGGAUCACUCGCCCCACCAACUCAGACAACCCCAACAGUGGCAACAAAGUCCUGCUCCUGUCUAUCCAGAAUCCCCUCUACCCCAUCACCACGGACGUUCUCUACACCGUCUGCAACCCCAUCGGCAGUGUGAUGCGCAUCGUCAUCUUCAAACGCAACGGCAUCCAGGCCAUGGUGGAAUUUGAGUCCGUCGAGUGUGCUCAGAAAGCUAAGGCUGCUCUCAAUGGAGCCGACAUCUAUGCCGGCUGCUGCACCUUAAAAAUCGAAUAUGCAAGGCCAACUCGCUUGAACGUGAUCAGAAAUGACAACGAGAGCUGGGACUACACAAAGCCUUACCUGGUCCGAAGAGAUGUUUCAGAGCGUGGGAAGGGCAGGCAGGCCAUACUGGGGGAGCACCCGUCCUCUUACGGAGACAAUGGAUACGGGUCACACUGCCCCCUGCUGCCUCUCCCAGGGAACAGCAGGUACAAGCUGAGCUCCCACGACAUCCCAGAGGUAGUGGCUUACCCCCUGCCCCAAAGCUCCUCCUACAACAACCACGGCUCUAGCUCUGUCGCCAUGGUGAGCGGCCUGCACCCCACCAAGAUGAACUGCACCCGCAUCUUCAACCUUUUCUGUCUCUAUGGCAACAUCGAAAAGGUGAAGUUCAUGAAGAGUGUCCCGGGCACUGCCCUAGUAGAGAUGGGGGAUGAGUAUGCAGUGGACAGGGCCAUCACUCACCUCAACAGCAUCAAGGUGUUUGGCAAGCGGCUUAAUGUCUGUGUGUCCAAGCAGCAUGCGGUCAUACCCAGUCAGGUGUUUGAACUGGAGGACGGCAGCAGCAGCUAUAAGGACUUUGCCAUGACCAGGAACAACCGCUUCACCAGCCAAGGCCAGGCCUCCAAGAACAUCAUCCAGCCACCCUCCUGUGUGUUGCACUACUACAACGUUCCUCCCUGCAUCUCAGAGGACCAGCUACUGAGGCUAUGCUCAGAGCAUGAUGUGCCGGGUUUCACCAAGUUCAAGAUGUUUGAUGCAAAGCCCUCCUCCAAAACUAUCUCUGGGUUGUUAGAGUUUGACUCCAAGACACACGCGGUUGAGGUCUUGACCGUCCUAAACCACUACCAGAUCAGAAUACCAAAUGGCUCUAACCCCUACACCCUGAAGCUGUGCUUCUCCACGUCCUCUCACCUCUGAGGAACUCAGGACCAGGGCACCAGCAGGACUGACCAGAGCCCAGUAGGAGAUGGAGAGAGAGAAAGGAUGGGGCCGGGAGGGACAGAGUACUGAGCUAACAAGACACUGAGACUCACUGUCUCCCGUUGAAGUGGAGAAGACUACUGAAACACACAAGUGUGAAACACUGGAAAAUUGCUGAAGAGGUUUUCUCUUGUACCUCUUAUUUUCUAGUAUUUUCUGUUCUGUUAGUUUUUAAGUUCUCUAUAUAGAGAGAGCCAAUCAGAACUAAGAACAGAGAGACGACACCCUCUCUUCCCAGCGUCCAUUGGGGCUGAGCAUGGUACUGUAAUGUAACAGAUGACCCCUGAAAAGACUUGUUGUGGGCAGAAUGUGAUUACUUGCCAAUUUUUGCAUUGUGUAAGAAGACUGAAUAGAGGACGUCCAAUAUGCAUCCAUGCUGGUAAAGACUAUCCAAAAUGGUCGCCAUAUUUAUGGGUUGACAGUACUGCAUUUAUGCUCACCUUAUUUAGCUGAGCAGCAGAAACUCAGUCGGUACUUCAGUGGAACAAUGUGUCAAUAUGAAUUCAAAAUCGCACUGUACCAUGUAAAUGUGUAUAUAAUUUAAAUGAAAGCUCUGCUAUAGAGGGUUGGGACAGGGGGUGAUAUUAUUCAUCUUAUUUGAGGUCAUUGUGUCAGCAGGUGUUUUGCUUUGGAGUGGACCGUUUAAUGAUGCGUUUUAGACACUGUGUUUGUACGAUGUUUACACAUGAAGAGCCCAUGGUCUGUGUAGUAUGUCAGUGUUUUGGGGCACACUGUUUGAAUGUUAGUACUGGGUUCAGUGUAGUAUCAUGGCUCGCCUGCACUGGUUCAGUGUCAGUAGUUUUGUACAUUCAGACUGUUUUAGUGUUUAGUGACACGCCGAUGUCUUAUGGUCACAAAAUGGCUGUAUCCAGAAUCAUUAUACAUCACCCCUAGCUCUUUGCCUCAUUAAUUAGCAAAUAUUUUGAUAUUAAUUAGUAUAUUUAAAACAUUUAUGGACAUUUUCAGAUGUCCUAAUCCCUCAAAUACCUAAGGUUAUUUGGGAACAGCCCUGUCAAAGAGUGUAACAAAUAAUAUGACUACAAAUUCUUAGCACAACAAACUUGGAAUUCCAUUUUACUUGCAAAAUAAGGAAAUGACAUGUUAAAGCCUAAUUCCAUUGGUCUGCUCUGUAUGUACUAUUGUAUAACAUGAGCAAUUACAUACAGUACAAACCUUAAGGUGUUAAUCAAGCUUUCUGCAAGUAGCAAAUUGCUAUUGUAUCUACUGCAGGGGAGGCUUUUCCAGGCACAGGAUCAGGUUUGAUUGGUUCUGGAUGCAUCCUGAGAACGUGACAUUCAUUAAUCAUUCAACAGUCUACAGAUCCUCUUACAUUUUAUUAUUCCAGAAUUGUUCCACAUUCCGACUUCCAUUUCAAAAGCCUGGAGUUACCAUAAACAGCAGUCUUGUGCUUAAGUUCAUGUUAUCAUCAAAUGUAAGACACUACACGCAUGUUCAGGUGGGUAGAUCCCAUGACUUCCAUGUCUGACUGGUCAUUAAAUGGCGUUGUAUCUAUGGCUUUGUGGUGUAUUUUAUGGAGUUUUGUGAUCUGUGCCAGUGUUAGUCACUGGAGUGACACCAGAAUCGAAUCCUCAUGCACACUACUGAUUGUGCAUUCUCCUGCCCUAUGAACUUUGAGAACACACGACAAUGAAUUCCCUUAAACAAACUUCAGAGGAUCCCUCUGCACACAAAUGUAUCUCUGAGGGCAUAACUUGUUCAACUAGAACACUGCAGCCUUUGCUUUCCAGAGUCCCUAUUGU
Molecule: messenger RNA, 3654 nt
Organism: Oncorhynchus gorbuscha (pink salmon)
Lineage: Eukaryota; Metazoa; Chordata; Actinopteri; Salmoniformes; Salmonidae
Product: heterogeneous nuclear ribonucleoprotein L-like
Exons: 13
Coding region: 188-1831 (547 amino acids)
Biological process (GO): regulation of RNA splicing; mRNA processing
Cellular component (GO): nucleus
Molecular function (GO): mRNA binding
Source: RefSeq, a predicted model, not a curated record